UUCACAUGCUGCUUUGGAGACUCUUUCACAGCUUUCCAAUUCAUCCACAGAGGUCCCAGAGCCUGAGCCUCUCCAGCAGGAGCAGGUGGCCUUUGGCAGUGGGGACACCGUGGAUCUGAUCUGCUCUCUGCCUGGAGGAGCCUCCACAGGCUGCACUGUCUGGUCUAAAGAUGGCACAAGGCUGGUAGCCUCCCACCGCAUCCUGGUGGGGCCCCAGAGGCUACAAGUGCUGAAUGCCUCCAGUGAGGAUGCGGGGGUCUACAUGUGUCAUCAGCAGCUCACUCGGGGUAUGAGGUGCCGUUUCACUGUGCAUGUGACAGAUGCUCCAGCCUUAGGAGAUGAUGAAGAUGGGGAGGAUGUGGCUGAUGACACAGGUGCGUCAUCAGGGGCCCCUUACUGGACUCGACCGGACCGUAUGGAUAUGAAACUGCUGGCUGUGCCAGCCACCAGCACUGUACGCUUCCACUGUGCAGCCGCCGGCAACCCCACCCCCUCCAUCUCCUGGCUGAAGAAUGGCAAGGAAUUCCGAGGGGAGCAUCGCAUAGGGGGCAUCAAGCUUAGGCACCAGCACUGGAGCCUGGUCAUGGAGAGUGCGGUGCCUUCUGAUAGUGGCAACUACACCUGCGUGGUACAGAACGAGUUUGGCAGCAUUCAGCAGACUUACACACUGGAUGUGCUGGAGCGCUUCCCACAUCGGCCCAUCCUGCAUGUUGGGCUGCCAGCGAACCAGACAGCCACUCUAGGCAGUGACGUAGAGUUCCGCUGCAAGGUGUAUAGUGAUGCCCAACCACACAUCCAGUGGCUGAAGCAUGUUGAGGUGAAUGGCAGCAAGAUGGGCCCUGAUGGCAAGCCCCAUGUCACCGUACUCAAGACAUCAGGCAUUAACACUGCUGACAAGGAGCUAGAAGUUCUGUCCUUGCGCAAUAUCACCUUUGAGGACUCAGGGGAGUACACCUGCCUGGCAGGCAAUUAUUUCGGGGUUUCCCAUCACUCUGCAUGGCUGGAGGUGCUGCCAGCUGAGAGAGAGCCAGCAGAGGGUAACGAGGCCGGCAGUUUAUCCGCGGGCACCAUCAUCUUCUGGGUGGGCUUCUCCCUCUCAAUUUUGAUGGCGGCAACUGUGACACUCUGCUACCUGCAUAGAGCCGCAAGAAAGGGCCUGGGCCCUCCUGCUGUUCACAGGAGUUCUCGAUUCACACCUGAGCGACAGGUGACCGUGGAGUCCUACUCCUCCGUGAACUCUGACAUACCCCUGGUCCACAUCGUCUACCCAUUCUCAAGAGAACAUACUGUUAUGGCUAAUAGUUCUGAGCUUGAGCUGCCUGCUGACCCAAAGUGGGAAAUAUCUAGAACUCGGCUGACACUUGGCAAUCCUCUGGGAGAAGGCUGCUUUGGCCAGGUUUUUAUGGCAGAGGUUAUUGGCCUUAACAUGGACAGCACUGCCAAGCCUGUCACCGUGGCUGUGAAAAUGCUGAAAAAUGAUGCCAAUAACCAGGACUUGUUGGCUCUGAUGUCUGAGAUGGAGAUGAUGAAAAUUAUUGGCAAGCACAAGAACAUUAUCAACCUGCUGGGGGCCUGCACACAGGGCGGGCCACUGUAUGUGCUGAUGGAGUAUGCAGCCAAGGGCAACCUACGGGAGUUCCUGCGGGCACAAAGGCCCCCAGGCAUGGACUACUCUGACACCUCCAGACUGGCAGAACAACAGCUUACCUGCAAAGAUCUAGUGUCCUGUGCCUAUCAGGUGGCCCGGGGCAUGGAGUACCUGGCUUCUCAGAAGUGUAUUCACAGAGACUUGGCUGCCCGAAACGUGCUGGUGACUGAGGACAAUGUGAUGAAGAUUGCAGACUUUGGCCUGGCUCGUGAUGUGCACAACCUGGAAUACUACAAGAAGACCACAAAUGGCCGGCUACCUGUGAAAUGGAUGGCACCAGAGUCCCUGUUUGACCGAGUCUACACCCACCAGAGUGAUGUCUGGUCCUUUGGAGUCCUUCUCUGGGAGAUCUUUACACUGGGGGGCUCACCAUAUCCUGGCAUCCCACCGGAAGACCUUUUCAAGCUAUUGAAAGAGGGCUACCGAAUGGACAAGCCUGCCAACUGCACACACGACCUGUAUGUUAUCAUGCGGGAAUGUUGGCAUGCAGUGCCUUCACAGAGGCCCACCUUCAAGCUUCUGGUAGAGGAUUUGGAUGGCAUCCUUACUGUGACUUCAACCAAUGUAUACCUGGACCUAUCGAUGCCUUUUGAGCAGUACUUGCCAGGUGGCGAGGAUACCAGUAACCCCAGUUGCUUAGAGAUGACUGUUCACCCACGACCUGCUGCCCCCAACCCAACUCAGGAAUUGGACACUUCAGAUGUGAGGGACAAAGAGUCCCACAGACCAAGUUCCAGCUAAUGCUUAUGCGGACUCUAGCUCACCCUGCUACUGUUGGUGCAUGGUGGACCCCAGCUGGACCAGUGUGAAGGAUGAAAAAUGAUGGGACUUGGUGUGUGUGUGUGUGUGUGUGUGUGUGUGUGUGUGUGUGUGUGUGUACACACAUACGCACACGUGCAUAUGCAUCUUUGGCUCCUGGGUGCAGCAUCCCCUUGGGACCAUGCAUUGCUGACUGGCCAGGGCCAGGAACACCAAAUGUAGAAUAUGAGAGGGCCCACCCCAUGCAAUCCUGUGGUUCUGGCUCCCUUGUUCCCCACUGUCACCUUGCAGGGACCAUUGCAGAGAGAGCUGGACUCUUGAGUCCAGGGUGUGCUUUAGUCUUGUACCCAAAGCUGAUCCUGCAGGGAAGCUCUGCCCAAUGUGGUGAUCCUCCCUCCUGCAUGAUACCUUGUGCCUGGAGUGAGUCACAGCUCCCCAUCCCCAGGCUUCCACCUUCCCACCUUGCCCCUCAGAGACUGAAAUUAUGGAUAUCUGAAGUUGGGAGUCAUUAACUUCUAUCAGAAAAGUUUAUUCCAGAAAGAAAUGUACCCUUAUACAGGUAGAUGUUGUGUGUGAUAUAUAUGCACAUAGGUCUAUACCUAUGUGGAGGAGGGCAAAACUGAGGCUCGGGAGCAGUAUACCCCUUGGGGCUCAUCAGUGAAAUGGCAAGAGUGUGUUGAGAAGCAAGGGGCUUUUCUGGCACUGCAGUUUGAUUUGUACCUGGCCCUUCACGUUUGUAGAGCUAUUAUUAACCCCAGAACCCCCAAUCUCCCAAUAUAGGUUUAUAGAAUUCAGCUAGAGUGUGGCAGAAUUUUAAGUUGUAACUUACUAAUAGCUGAAGAGGCUUGUACUGGACUUAGGGGUGUUGCUGAGAAUGUGCAUCUGACCCACACCGAGGCUGGAGGUGGCACCUGGGAGCUCAAGAGCCCUCACAGUUAGAGCAGGCUCCAAUGAGCACGUUUUAUUUCCUCUGACCCUUUUUCAGUGAUUAGAUUUCUGUAGGCCCCUUCUUUGGGAGGUUUUUGUUUUGUUUUGUUUUUUUAUUUCAAGGUGAGUUUGUAUUUUCACAUAGAUUCUUCUAAUCGCUGUGUAAGGAGCCUGUGCACAGGGAUGGGAUGGUCUUGCAUGAAGGUUCAGAUGUUAAUAGAUGCUAGAAGUUUGUAUCUAUGUAUAUAUAAUUUAUUGAGUCUUUACAAGUUGUAUUUGCCAUAGGGUUAACACUUCUUACGUGAUGCUUCCUCAUUUUAUAGUUUUGACUAUUAUGUUUCAAAACUUGGAAGAAAAAGCAGUGAAUUCACUUUUGUUAUUUUUUUGUACU
Messenger RNA from Peromyscus californicus insignis, 3725 nucleotides. Its product is annotated as fibroblast growth factor receptor 3-like. The transcript is spliced from 16 exons. Gene Ontology annotation, biological process: fibroblast growth factor receptor signaling pathway; positive regulation of cell population proliferation; protein phosphorylation. The record is from RefSeq and is a predicted model, not a curated record. NCBI's taxonomy places the organism in Eukaryota, Metazoa, Chordata, Mammalia, Rodentia, Cricetidae. Gene Ontology annotation, cellular component: membrane; signaling receptor complex. Gene Ontology annotation, molecular function: fibroblast growth factor receptor activity; fibroblast growth factor binding; ATP binding. The coding region runs from base 263 to 2389 and encodes 708 amino acids.